Messenger RNA from Phyllotreta striolata, 756 nucleotides. Lineage: Eukaryota; Metazoa; Arthropoda; Insecta; Coleoptera; Chrysomelidae. The record is from the annotation of a GenBank genome assembly.
AACUAACCUAAAAAUAAGUACACAAAAAUAGAUUAAGCCGCAUUUAAACGAAAUGAUCCUUUCAGAUUCGAUUUUAUUCAGUUUAUCGAUGCUGGACACCGGCGCCUUGCUGUUUCUACUAAUAUACUUCCUAAUCACUUUGUCCGACUUGGAGUGCGACUACAUGAACGCACAGGAGUGCUGUUCGAGAUUAAAUCAAUGGACGAUGCCGAAAUUAGUCGCCCACGUAUUCGUCAGCACGAUUCUUUCGAUGCACGGCCACUUCGUGCUGGUGUUUCUGAACCUCCCGAUGACUAUGUGGUUGAUUUACGAGAUACUGACCAUACCGAAGGGGAACUUGGGGCUGUACGAUCCCACGGAAAUACACAACAGAGGCCAGAUUAAAAAGCACAUGAGAGACUGCAUGAUUUACCUGGGGUAUUAUUUGAUAUUUUUCUUUAUUUAUUUAUAUUGUAUGAUUACUUCGUUGCUGAAAGACGAUCCGUUACGAAGGAAAGACGAUGAGGAAAUAAUUUAUGAGUUUUAAUAUGUGGUAUCUUACGUACAUGGGAAACAAUUCAAUGUGAUAUUUUGAGAAUUUUUACCAUAAUGGUCGUAUUAAUCUAAGUUUGAGCAACAGGUCUGAUAUUAUUUACUCGUGGAAGUGAAAAUGUGUGUAUCAAUUAUACGAAAUCAUAUUUAUGCAACAAAAUAUGAUCAUAUGCAUGAAGGUAAUAAAAUAUUAAUUUAUAAUAUUCACUAAUUCGUUUGAUUUUC